Messenger RNA from Capsicum annuum, 363 nucleotides. RefSeq names its product putative receptor-like protein kinase At3g47110. The record is from RefSeq and is a predicted model, not a curated record. Bases 1 to 363 code for a protein of 120 amino acids. The transcript has a single exon. NCBI's taxonomy places the organism in Eukaryota, Viridiplantae, Streptophyta, Magnoliopsida, Solanales, Solanaceae.
AUGAACCCAACACAAGCAUCUACACUCGGAGAUGUUUACAGCUUUGGAAUAGUGUUGCUAGAGUUGUUCAUCAGUAAAAGACCGACCGAUGCGAUUUUUAACGAGAGUCUAAAAAUUCACAAGUACAUUUCAACGGCUUUUCCUGAUCAUGCCAUGGAGAUUUUAGAUCCUUUAUUGCUCUUGGCAGAGGAAGAGCAGAAAAUCAAUCAAGAUCAAGCAAGGAGAAUGGAAGAAUGUUUACUCUCGGUUUUGGAAAUCGGGCUUACAUGUUCUGCAUCAUCACCAAGAGAUAGAGCGCCAAUUGACACUACUUUGAGCAAACUUCAAUCAAUCAAGGAGUCCUUCCUUCCAAUGAGAUGGUAA